Molecule: messenger RNA, 1069 nt
Organism: Nicotiana tabacum (common tobacco)
Lineage: Eukaryota; Viridiplantae; Streptophyta; Magnoliopsida; Solanales; Solanaceae
Source: RefSeq, a predicted model, not a curated record
UGUCAACCUCUCUAUCUCUCGUUCUUUAUUUCUUUGCUUGCUUCAUCGUUCUCUCUUGUUCUUUGUUCUCCUCAACUUUCUCCAGACUUUGGCUAAAAUAAAUCUUAGCUUGAAAAAGGAAGAGAGCAGAUAUAGUUAUAAUUUCCAAGAAAUAUUGAAGGAAUGGCCAAAAUUACUAAUAGAUUUGGAGGACAUGAUAUGUUAGCACCCUUCACUGCUGGGUGGCAGAGUGAUAUGGGUCCUUUAAUUAUAGAAAAGUCGGAGGGUUCCUAUGUUUAUGACAUAAAUGGGAAGAAGUACCUUGAUACUCUAUCUGGUUUGUGGUGCAAUCCCUUAGGGGGAAAUGAGCCUCGUCUUGUUGAAGCUGCAAAUAAACAACUCAACACAUUGCCAUUUUACCAUUCAUUUUGGAAUCGUACAACAAAACCUUCUUUGGAUCUUGCAAAGGAGCUCAUAGAUUUGUUUACUGCAAAUAAAAUGGCGAAAGCUUUUUUCACAAAUAGUGGAUCAGAAGCUAAUGACACUCAGGUGAAGCUAGUUUGGUAUUACAACAAUGCACUUGGGAGGCCAAAGAAGAAGAAAUUUAUUGCUCAAGCACAAGCAUAUCAUGGGACCACUUUCAUUUCCGCAAGUCUCUCUGGUAUUCCUGCACUACAUCACAAAUUCGAUUUGCCAGCUUCAUUUGUUUUGCACACUGACUGCCCUCAUUAUUGGCGAUAUCAUCUGCCAGGUAUUUAUUUAUCCUUAUUUCUUAUUGUACCCUAAUCUUUUGGGAAAACCAGUAAUUUUGGUACAAAUCCAUAUGUUAGAGAAAUUAAUUAAAUUUGUACUAUAAUUAAAUUUAAAACUUAGUUAUUAACACAUGAAAUCGUUAUUAUAAGAUCUAGAACCCAUAAAGUUUAAUCUUGAGUCCAUCUUUGCUGAUCUUUUAUGGUCAGAGGCGAACCUACACUUUGGGUAAGGGGGUCAUCGGCCCGGUAACUUCUGAAAAAAUAUAUGUAUAUAUGUAACAUGUAUAUAUUUUGAUUGGCACCCUAAAACUUAAUGCUUAGGCAGUUGUAUUGGUCGG